AGUGUAUCGAGUAACUGUCAUUGUAUUUACCGACGGUCCCUCCUUUGGGAUCUACCGCCACUCCAGCCGCUCUUACCUGCUUCUGUGCGGGCCGGUUGGUGAGGCUUUCUUUUAAACAGCAGAUACUGAGCGCGCAAGUGGUAGGACCCAUGCUGAACUGCAAGUAACAGGCGAUGAGCACGUCCAUAAAUUUGAAGAACACACAGUUCUAUAAGGAAGUAAGGGGGGUUUCUAUGGAAAACCAAAGAAAUCUAAGGAGUAUGUCAAACCGUAUGUUAUCUGUAAAUUUCCCUCCAUCCAAAUGUGCAUUGUGGGACCCAGCUCCCAUGGGGGAUCCUUUUGGCUUGCAUUUCAGCUAUUACAGAAAUCCCAGAUUGCUUGUUUCGGAAAAGGCUUUGCGUCUUUCUUCUCGUCAUGCCAAGACCGGGAGAAAGCCUUUUUCCUGUUUCUUGCUGGGAACUUUUUCAGUAGAUGAAGAUGAGGAAGGUGUAACAUUAACGGUUGAUCGCUUUGACCCGGGCCGAGAGAAAACAGGCAGUGGCAGCAGUAAAGUCCCAACUGCACAGCUUCCUGGAGACUUUAUAAUCCCUUGCACUAUCAGUAUAGGAAAAGGCUCGAACAAUGUUAUUGUACAUACCCCUGAAGAUUUGACAUCCUCUUUUAUGAGUCUACAGAGCCAUCUUCACGGCAAAGAAGCCUUGGAUCUCGCUAAAUUGCUCGCCAUGAGAGCUCAUAUCACUUACACCGAGAACAUGGACAAUCUUCACUUUGAUCUUCACUGGGCGGCUGUUACUGUUGCAAAUACAUUUGAAAGUACUCCCAUAAAGCCUGUGCCAAUUAUACCCACAGCCUUAGCCAGGAAUCUGGGCAGUCAUAAUAAUAUUGCACAUCUUCAAGGAACACACAAAAGCGGGUAUCUGACAAUGGACCAGACACGGAAGCUGUUGCUUGUACUGGAAUCUGAUCCAAAGGUUUAUAUGUUGCCGCUUGUGGGAAUAUGGCUAAGUGGUAUAACUCAUAUUCACAGCCCCCAGGUAUGGGCUGCCUGCUUGAGAUAUAUAUUCAGUUCUUCAAUACAUGAAAGGGUGCUCUCAGAGUCUGGGAGUUUCCUUAUCAUUCUCUAUUCGCUUACACACAAGGAGCCAGAGUUUUAUGAAUGUAGUCCUUGUGUAAAGCAUGACCCACUGGGCUUUCAGUUGCUGACCUGCCAAGAUACAUUACAUCUUUUCAAAAAUGCUGAAGUUUCAAAAAAUCCACUCCUUCGGUUUGAACUUUCCAGUGAAUGUCAGGAAUUGGAGGCUGACUUGUUUAAUGAAACCUGCAAGAACAAGUCCACCACUGUUUUUAAACAAAGUCCACUUCCUAAUAAACUGUCAACAAGCGACCAUGAUUCUGGAGUGGAAGAGGAAGAUUUUUCCCCAAGACCAUCUCCUCGGCCCCAUCCUUCAGUCCAACAGGUAUCCAGAAUUCAUCCAUCUGUUCCUGAACUUUCUUUGGUCUUCAGCAGUUUCUUUGACCCCAAAUCUGCUUCACACAACCCAGAAAACAGGACUAGAAACAACUCUCCAUUUUCCUCAACUCCACAAAAUGUAAAUAAUAUGUUUGCUGGUGCACCCAAACCCAACAAAGAACCACAACCCUGUGAUAAUCAGGCUAGCGGUUUACUCCCAAGACCUGCUCCUUCUCUGAACACAAAUUCAACAGCAAUGAAACCUUCCAAAGUUAAAUCUUCCCCAGCUGAUUAUCAGCCCCCUCACCUACAGUCAUCUAACCAGAUCAGGAGAAACUCCACAUCUACCUCUUCUGCCUUUUCAACCCCAAGGAGUGGAUGCUCCCCAGACUCUACAGUACAUCAGGUUAAAGGAUCAUGUGAACAAGAACAAAACAUAAAUGGAAGUGCACAGCCACAAGGGACAACUCCAUUAAUGAGGUCUGGAUCCUAUUCCCGGCAGGUUUCAUCAAAUUUUCCCAACCAUAAUGUCACUUUUCCACUCCAUUCAAGGCAUGUGGCAGAAGUGGCAAAACCAUCUCCUAAUCUGGCACCCUUUCAUCAAACUAAUGUUUGCACCAGUUGCCAUAGUCCUGUAUCUUGCCAUUCAAAAAACUGUUGGCCUGCCAUGGGACAUUUAACUUACCAUACUAUGGAAAAUCCACCUGAAACUUGUGAAAGUGUUAUGCCUGCUUACCAAAAUGUGGUUUGUCCUAGUGUCUGCUGCCCACAAACUGCAGGUAAAACAGAGUUUUGUUCUCCUGUUGACCUAGUAUUACUGUCACCAGGGAGGAGAGACUCUUUGCCAUUAAACCCUUGCAGUCCUCACACAUGUAGACAUACUCCACCUCCAGUUAUCCCUACAGCUACUGGAAUGCUUGGCCUUUCUACAGAAGCUUAUCGGCUCUUUGCGGAACAGGACAAACAGCUGAAACUGCUCCAGGCUCAGAUUCAGCGUUUGCUGGAAGCUCAAGCAGCCGAGUCUGAACCUUCUAAGACAACCAUCCCUAAUAACUCCAAGCAGAAGCAAGUUGAAUCUGUUUCCACUGAGCAAGAAAUAAAAACAAGUGUUAGCAUUGCUGUCAGUACAGGUGCAAGUUUAUUUUGGAACCCUCCUUGUCCAGAGAAAGAAGAGUCCAUGGAUAAACAAGAUGAUUCUGCUUUCUGUAAUGAGUUUAGUGUUAAUGUGAACACUGAAGAUACAAGUCACGCCACUAUCACUUCCUCCAUUAGGGCAGUGGACAUACACAGUUUUUCAGAAAGCACUCAGCUGACUGACCGUGGAAAUUGCACGGCUUCCUUACAUGUUUCCCAUGAAAGGGAUGAUGCCAGUUACCCAUUACCUGAUGUACAACAGGACAUUAACAAUUCUAAAAGCCUUUCAAAUCAAACUGAUCACACGGAGAGCCCAAACACAGCAGAGAUUGACAGUGGAGUAUCUGCUGUUCGUCCAGAGAAGUUUUAUCAGGAUUUACUGACUCAGGUAAACAAUCUAUUGAAGACCUCAUCAACUGAGGAUGAGAUGACCAGUACAAAAAUUGAUUCAGGCCAUAUAAUAGAGAAGACAGAGUCUUUGCCUUGUAACCCUACUGAAAAUAAUGACAAAAAUGUGCUAAAGGCAACUCUGAAACAGCUGAAGAGUCUGGGAGUAAAUAUCGAUAUGAAUACAUCUGCGCUGCAGGCAACUAAGGCUGACACUGCAGACAGUGCAAGCAUACUUGCCUGUAUCAAUCCAGAGGCAGUUAUCCCUAGACUAAACUACAUGUCUUUCUCUAAUAUUGGCUUGAGUGGGUUUGUCCCUAAUGGGGUGGACUUAAGCAUGGAGGCAAAUGCCAUUGCCUUGAAGUAUCUAAAUGAAUCCCAGCUGAACCAGCUUUCCCUGAGCCAUGCAAAUAAGAACAAGCAAAGUGAUUCUAUAUCUUACAACAGUCUCUUACCUGGAACUACUGAGAAAAGCAUGGUUGGGCUUAGUUUGAUUUCUCCAAGCAACAUGUCUUUUGCGACCAAGAAAUACAUGAAACGAUAUGGCUUGAUAGAAAGUAGCGACAGCAGCAUGGAGGAACCCGAUUUAGCCAAUGCCAGUAGCUUUGCCUUGACACCGAUGUCCAGUGAUUCCACAAGUGAAAAUAGACUGUUCUUUAAUGAUUCCUGUAAAGAUGGCAACUUUGUUACUUGUGAGGAGCAGAAAAGGAAAAAUGCUGACGUUGACUCUGCCAUUGGGUGGGCUCAUCAUCCAGAAACAAAUAAACUAAGAAAUAUUACAAAUGAGAUCUCAGGGAAGUUUAUAAACGUGGCACCUCUGCAGGAGGAUAGACCUUUGCAUUUCCUGAAAGACUUAAAGGCCAGGACAAAAUUGUCAGCAGGAAAAGCGCAAUUUACUCAGCACCCAGAAAAAGAGAACACUGGGGAUGUGCAGUUUUUUCAUGAAAAACAUGAUGGCUUCUCUGGAAAAAAGAGUCUUGGUGGAACAAGUACAGUCGGUGAUAUUUUAGAUGUUAACAGACUUAGGCAGCUUCCCAAACUGUUCUGAAUGCUUUUUACUCAGUUUUUUUUAUAAUAAUCUAUCCAUUCCUUCCCAUGGAAGAUGUGAUCUAAAAGCUAAACAUUUUGCAAAGCAGAACUGGUUAUGUUGAUGCUGUGCUGUUGUCACUGUUAAACCUGUGUCAUUUUUCUACUAGAUCUGGCUAAAUUUAGUUUUUCUUUAAGCUCUGCUGAUGUCCCUCCAUUUUUAUUGUGUGUCUGUAAAAGGAGGAGUAUGCUCCUGUGGAAUACACAAUUACCCCCUUACUGCUUUAAGUUCUUAAACUGUGAUAACGUGAAACAUGCAGGCACAGUUCAUGUACACCUUUAAAUGAUGCUGAUUACUUUAUUUAUAAUUCCAGUUAUUUUUAAUAAUGUGAGAUUUCUCAAGCUAUCCUUUUUAUUAAGAGUUUACACUUUGCACUUACUGCAUGUCUUUUAAUUGUGUGUGCGACUGUGUUGUAGUACUUGUAUGGAAUGCAGAAAACAGGUAACCUUUCUGUUUGCACAUUUUAACUGAUCUUGGGUGACUGCUGCAUAUACUGUUUUUAUUGGUGUAUAACUGUUAUAUAUUUUAUAUUUUUAAUAAAGACAAACGUAUUACUA
Molecule: messenger RNA, 4615 nt
Organism: Xenopus laevis (African clawed frog)
Lineage: Eukaryota; Metazoa; Chordata; Amphibia; Anura; Pipidae
Gene: stil.L
Product: STIL, centriolar assembly protein L homeolog
Biological process (GO): smoothened signaling pathway; microtubule organizing center organization; mitotic spindle organization
Cellular component (GO): microtubule organizing center; cytosol; centriole
Source: RefSeq, marked provisional